AUGCUUCUGUUAACUCUGCUUCCAUACACAGCAUAUGAAGCUCUUACAGCAACAUGUAAUGUCCAGUAUCCAGAACACCCACUUCACAGCUAUUGUCAAUCUGGAGAUCUCAUUAUUGGUGGUAUCGCAUCUCAUGGUAUCUACCUCUCCUAUGCCAAAGAUUUCAUAAAGGAACCUCCACCAGCUAUGCCUGAGGAACUUACAAUACUUCCCAAGAAUUACCAACACAUCCUGGCUUUGGCCUUUGCAGUAAAGCAGAUUAAUGAAAACCCUCAGAUUUUACCGAAUAUCAGCUUGGGAUUUCAUAUUUAUGACAAUUAUUACAAUGCAAAAUGGACAUACCAUUCCACAAUGCUGCUUAUAUAUACACUUGAACAAUUUUUCCCAAAUUACAAUUGUAACAUGCAGAAUAAGCUUCUUGCAGUGAUUGGUGGACUGGAUUCUCUUACUUCUCUUGAUAUGGCAAUUGUUCUGGAUACCUAUAAGAUUCCUCAGCUCACCUAUAGUCCCACUCCAGUGAAGAAAGACAAAUCUUCUGGUCUUCCUUUCUACCAGAUGGUUCCUAAGGAAGAGCUUCAAUAUGAAGGGAUUCUGUCUCUACUUUUACACUUCAAAUGGAUAUGGAUUGGGGUGGUGGUUAUGGAUACUGACAAUGGAGAGAGAUUUGUACAAACAGUGAUACCCAUGUUUUCCCAGAAGGGCAUUUGCUUUGCAUUCGUACAGAAAAUCCCUGUUAUAACUUUUAUUACUAAUAUCUCUGAAAUACUGUAUAAAGGGAAGAUGAUUUAUGAUAUAUUGACAUGUAGUAAGGCUACGGUGAUACUUGUUUAUGGUGAAUCUAAUUCAUUCGGAUUUUUUAGAAUACUCUCUUAUCAAUCAGAGGAAGAUGUAGAUAGUAAGCCUAGGAAACCCUUAGGAAAACUAUGGAUCAUCACAGCCCAAAUGGAGAUUGCAUCCUUUGUAUUUCAAAGAGAUUGGGAUUUAGACAUGUUUCGUGGCUCUCUAGCUUUCAUGUUUCAUUCCAGGGAUGUACCUGGAUUUCAUCAGUUUAUAGAUAAUCGAAACCCUUUCACUACAAAAGGAGAUGGUUUUUUCAAAAACUUCUGGGAGCAGGUCUUUGGCUGUGUAUUUCCAAGUACAUUUGUGGAUGAAAUGGAGGAACCUUCUUGCACUGGAGAUGAACAACCCGAGAACCUCUCUUAUACCAUUUUUGAAAUGAGCAUGUCUGGCAAUAGCUACAGUGUCUACAAUGCUGUUUUUGCUAUAGCCCAUGCUUUACAUGCUAUGCACAUAGCUGGAUUCAGACACAGGACAAAGAUAGAGGGUCAACUGAAGCUACAUAACCAACCAGUUUGGCAGCUCCAUCCAUUUUUGAGACAGGUCAUGUUUAAUAAUAGCAUUGGGGACAAAAUCACCUUUGACCCAGAUGGAAUGUUAGUGGAUGGGUUUGAUAUAAUAAAUUUUAUUCUUUCCGAAAAACAGUCAAAAGUGAAAAUUGGAAAGAUAGGCCCUCAGUCUCCUGUACACCAAACAUUCAUAAUUGAGGAAGAUGCCAUAAGAUGGAACAGUAGGUUUAAUCAGACUACUCCUGUUUCCCUAUGUACACCUAGCUGUAAUCCAGGUUCUAGGAAGCAAGUAACAGAAGGGAGACCAUUUUGCUGCUACUCUUGUAUCUCAUGUCCCGAAGGGAAAAUUGCAGAAAAGGAGGAUAUGAACGACUGUUAUAAAUGCACAGACAAAACAUAUCCGAACAAAAAACGUGAUUUUUGUAUUCCCAAAACUGUAACUUUUUUGUCUUAUAAAGAGCCACUGGGUAUCUGCUUAUGCACUGCAACACUUUUCUUUUCAUUAAUCACAGUUUUGGUGCUGGGAACAUUUAUAAAGCACCAUGCCACUCCCAUUGUUAAAGCCAACAACCGGGACCUGACCUACAGCCUUCUCAUCUCCCUUCUGCUCUGUUUCCUUUCUGCAUUGCUCUUCAUUGGUCAGCCUAAUAAAGUGACUUGUCUUCUCCGCCAAACUGUGUUUAGCAUUGUGUUUUCAGCAGCUAUCUGUUGUGUCCUUGCAAAAACCAUCACAGUCAUUUUAGCUUUCAUGCUUAUCAAGCCAGGAUCCAGAAUGAAUGAAUGGUUAGGGAAAAGACUAGCUAUCGCCAUUGCUUUUUCUUGUUCAUUUGUUCAAACUGGUAUUUGUACCUUUUGGUUGGGGACUACUCCACCCUUCCCAGAUGAGGAUUUGCAUUUGGUAACUGAAGAAAUUGUAUUAGAAUGCAACGAAGGGUCAGUGAUUAUGUUUUAUUGCGUUCUGGGUUAUAUGGGCUUUCUAUCCAUUGUGAGUUUCAUAGUGGCAUUUUUGGCCAGGAAAUUACCUGACAGUUUCAAUGAAGCCAAAUUUAUCAGUUUCACCAUGUUGGUCUUUUGCAGUGUUUGGAUCUCUUUUGUUCCAACCUAUCUAAGCACCAAAGGAAAAUACAUGAUUGCUGUGGAGAUCUUUUCUAUCUUAACAUCUGGUGCUGGGCUUCUAGUUUGCAUCUUUUCUCCCAAAUGUUAUAUAAUUAUUAUGAGGCCUGAGCUGAACAAUAAACAAUACCUAAUAAGAAGAUGA
Messenger RNA from Thamnophis sirtalis, 2604 nucleotides. The record is from RefSeq and is a predicted model, not a curated record. Lineage: Eukaryota; Metazoa; Chordata; Lepidosauria; Squamata; Natricidae.